This is a messenger RNA of Stylophora pistillata, 474 nucleotides long. RefSeq lists its product as uncharacterized. The record is from RefSeq and is a predicted model, not a curated record. Lineage: Eukaryota; Metazoa; Cnidaria; Anthozoa; Scleractinia; Pocilloporidae.
AUGAGACUUCGACUGCAAAGGUAUAAUCUUAAAGUGAGAUAUGUUCCAGGGAAGUUUCUUUAUAUUGCAGAUACCCUUUCAAGAGCAAUCGAUCAGUCCAAUGUUCCUACUGAUGAUGAUAUACAUCAUGACAUGGAGCAGUUCAUUCAUAGUGUAAUUCUCGAUCUCCCAAUUUCGGAUAUGAAGGUGAUGGAAUUACGACAGCUAAAUUGCAAUGAGCCUACUACGCAGUUGUUACAUAGGUAUGCCAUGGAGGGUUGGCUCCAACACAAACGUGAGGUACCUCCUUCUCUUAAGUCUUUCUGGAAUGUCAGGAAUGAUAUUCACGUAAGCGAUGGAAUCCUUCUCAAGGACAACAGGCUUGUCAUUCCAUUUACGUGGAGAGCGGAUAUACUUCAGAAAUUACAUUUAAGUCACUGUGGCAUUGAGAAAACCAAAGCUAAUGCACGUACAACGGUAUUUGGCUUGGCAUGA